CUCGCCCAUCCCAUCCCGUCCCUCAGCCAUGGAGCGGCCCCGACGCUCUGCACGUGCGCCGCCGCCGCGCUCGCUCAGCACCUACACCACUGCCUCGCCGUCCGCCGGCGGCGCACACGCCGGCGGCUCCGGCACCUCGUCGCCCGCGCCCUCGCGCUCGCUGCUCUCCCAUCUGCAGGCCAGCGGCAGCGGCACGCACCCAGGCACGCCCAGCAGCAGCGGCGCCGGCGGCUCCUCACUGCCGCGGCCAUCACGGCCACUGCCCUCGCGCGCCGCACAGGCACCCGGCGCCGCCCCGCUCUCGCUCGCCGGCCCGCCGGCCAAGCAGUCGGCCUUCGCCAGCCGCAUCGCCGCCGGCUGCACGACGCUCCUGCGCCCGCUGCCCGCAGAGUUCCGCGAGGGCCAGGGCGCCACCAGCACCCGCGCGCGCCCGACCUACCGCGACCACGACGAGAGUGGCGACAGCGAGGAGAGCGACGAGGAGGUCGCUGGGGCGGGCAGGGACGAGGGCGGCGCCGUGGCUGAGGGCGACUGCCUCGGUCAGCCGUGUCCGCCGGAGAAGGUGCGGCUCGUCAAGCCGAAGCGCAACCGGCUCAAGUACACACACGAGGCGGACCUCGCUGCCCAGGCAUCACGGCGAGAGAUUCUCGUGCCCAUCACGCUCGAGAUCGAGACGCCGCGCGCGCGCAUCUCGGACGUCGUGACGUGGAACCUGCGCGAGCGGCACAUUACGCCGCUGCAGUUUGCGCGCACCUUUGUCGCCGACCUCAACCUGGAGAGCAAGUAUGCCAGCGAGUUGGCGGCGUCGAUCGUCGCGCAGCUCGAGGAUGCUGUGCAGGUCAACGUGGCGUGGGAGGAGGAUGUGCGUCCGUGGGACGAGGAGGGAGAGGACAGCGAUGAGGAUGAGGAUGGAGAGCCAGAGGUGGAGGAUGACUUGCGCGUCGCCGUCGCUUACGAGACGCCCAUCCUCUCCUCGCACCUCUCCGACCGGCUCGAGUGGGACCUCGCCUCGCGCCUCACGCCGGAGGAGUUCGCGCGCGGCGUAGCGCGCGAUCUCGGUCUCACAGGCGAGGCGCUGCCGCUCAUCUCCAACGCCGUGCGCGAGCAGAUCAUGCGGCAUCGACGCAGUGCGCUCGAGCUCCAGCUGCUCGGCUCGGGUCGUCAGUGGGCCGAGGGCGUGCGCAUGCUCGAAGAUGCCGGGCGGCUGGAGCGAGGAGAGAUCGUCGAUCUGCCAGACGACACUGUCGACGCGCAGGGCGAGACGCAGGAGCCGCUGGAUCCGGUGCGCCGCGCGGCGCAGCUGCGCUACGAGGGCCACGCCAUCCUCAACGACCUGGCGUUCAGAGGGCCAAAGCCGCUCGAGGGCGUCUGGCGCGAGUUCGGUGCGCCUUUCGGGCCCGUGCUGCAGGAGCUCAACACCGAGGAGCGCGAGCGCAGCUUCGUCGAAUACAUGCGGGAGCUCAGACGCGCACGCCGGACAACAGGUGGCACUCGCAGCCGCAGGCGCUAGACGGGCCGCUCUUCACGCUCAGACACUGUGUUCUCCGUAUGCAAGACAUGACUAUUGGGCACCACGUCUCAUCCUCCAUCGCCCGGACCAGCC
Tilletiopsis washingtonensis is the source of this 1603-nucleotide messenger RNA. RefSeq names its product SNF5-domain-containing protein. The record is from RefSeq and is a predicted model, not a curated record. Gene Ontology annotation, cellular component: nucleus; nuclear chromosome. The transcript is spliced from 4 exons. Gene Ontology annotation, molecular function: transcription coregulator activity. Gene Ontology annotation, biological process: regulation of transcription by RNA polymerase II; chromatin remodeling. The coding region runs from base 29 to 1510 and encodes 493 amino acids. NCBI's taxonomy places the organism in Eukaryota, Fungi, Basidiomycota, Exobasidiomycetes, Entylomatales.